Mixia osmundae IAM 14324 is the source of this 534-nucleotide messenger RNA. RefSeq lists its product as uncharacterized. The record is from RefSeq and is a predicted model, not a curated record. The coding region runs from base 1 to 534 and encodes 177 amino acids. Gene Ontology annotation, biological process: cytoplasmic translation. Gene Ontology annotation, cellular component: cytosolic large ribosomal subunit; ribosome. NCBI's taxonomy places the organism in Eukaryota, Fungi, Basidiomycota, Mixiomycetes, Mixiales, Mixiaceae. The transcript is spliced from 3 exons. Gene Ontology annotation, molecular function: structural constituent of ribosome.
AUGCUGACGCUACUGUCUGGCUCGGACAGAUCAAUAGAGAUGGCACGGACAAAGGGAGAGAAGAAGCAGCGCUCUGCUCUGUCAGAUGUCGUCACGAGAGAGUACACGAUCCAUCUGCACAAGCGGGUACACAGCGUGCAGUUCAAAAAGCGCGCGCCAAAGGCAGUCAAGGAGGUCGUCAAAUUCGCGCAAAGCACGAUGGGCACUAAGCUCGUCCAGAUCGACCCCACGCUCAACGCUGCCAUCUGGCAAAAGGGCGUCAAGGAUGUGCCCCGACGAAUCAGAGUGAGACUGUCGAGGAAGCGAAAUGACGACGAGGACGCAAAGGAGAAACUCCUCACCGUCGUCUCUCACGUCUCUGGCGUGACAGACUUCAAGGGUCUGCAGACUCAACUUGGUCGUCGAGGAAGAUGCAUGAGCUGCUGCAAUCUUUUGUACUCAUUCCUGCAUGUCCUGUCGGCCUGCAUGCUAUAUUCAUGCCAUGGUGUGCGCUUUGAGAGGUGUCGCAAGGCAUGCAGAGGAUUACAAUCGUAG